AUGAAUACGCCUCAGCUUAAGAAGGUAGGGCCGCGGCCUGCCCCGGAGGUCAAGGCCGCCACACCUCAGAAAGUAGACUUCAGGUCGAUGCUGGGGAAGAGGGGGGGCGACACGCCCAAACCGGCACCCGGCGCAAGCCCCGCCAGCAGCGGCCCCACCGACUUCAGGGCCCUGCUGAAGAAGCCCACUGACGCAGAGAAGAAUGCCACAAAGGACCAGACCCCGACACCCAAAGCCCCAGUGACCAAGGACAAACAAAACGGCAUCAACGGUGUUGACGGCAGGCUCGGAGAGAAGAAGCUAGACAAAGCUGUGCUGGAAAAGAAGGACGUGGCAACACCAGAGAAGAAGGGGAUACCAGAGAAGAAGGGGACACCGGUGGCGGCGGAGAAGGCGGCCCCGGAGAAGAAGCCAAGCACCACAGACAAGAACACGAAACCGGCCGAUGCAGGGCUCACCCAGAAGAAGGAGGUGGUGGUGAGCUUGUCAGAGAAGAAGGCAGCCCCCGCAGGGAAGCAGCCCAACUUCAGCCAGACGCCCGGCGAUGUCAGUGUGGUGGAAGGCCAGCGGCUGCACCUGCAGUGCCAGGUGACCUCUGACCCCACUGCCACCAUCACCUGGUCUUUAGAUGGUAAAGUCAUCAAGCCGUCCAAAUUCAUCAUCUUAUCUCAGGAAGGAACUCUGUUGGCCGGUCCAGCUGCAUGGUCACUCUGUCCAUCCGCCAAGCACCAGACCCCCCCAACAGAGGCCCACCCCUUCUGGGGAGUUGGACUGUCGGACAGGACCGUGAGACAGCAGCAGCAGCAGCAGGGAGAGCGGGACUCUGAGAAGCAAGCAGAGGCCAGCCACCUCCAGCAGACAGCCCCCAAGGUCCACUCUCAGCGCCAGGACCACAGCGGCCCCAGACCCCUGCUCAGGAGGCACGUGCACACCAGGGAGCGCAGCGAAGAGCAGGUUCGGCAACAUCAGCUGGAGCAGUGGGACUUCCGCUCGCUGCUCGCACAGAACGUGAACGCGAAGGCAAAAGCAAAACACGCCGCCACCGCCGCAGCAACAGCUGCCAGCCACACAGGGAACGUCUGUCAGGAGCAGGAGCCGAGGGACGCCAUGAAUACGCCUCAGCUUAAGAAGGUAGGGCCGCGGCCCGCCCCGGAGGUCAAGGCCGCCACACCUCAGAAAGUGGACUUCAGGUCGAUGCUGGGGAAGAGGGGGGGCGACACGCCCAAACCGGCACCCGGCGCAAGCCCCGCCAGCAGCGGCCCCACCGACUUCAGGGCCCUGCUGAAGAAGCCCACUGACGCAGAGAAGAAUGCCACAAAGGACCAGACCCCGACACCCAAAGCCCCAGUGACCAAGGACAAACAAAACGGCAUCAACGGUGUUGACGGCAGGCUCGGAGAGAAGAAGCUAGACAAAGCUGUGCUGGAAAAGAAGGACGUGGCAACACCAGAGAAGAAGGGGAUACCAGAGAAGAAGGGGACACCGGUGGCGGCGGAGAAGGCGGCCCCGGAGAAGAAGCCAAACACCACAGACAAGAACACGAAACCAGCCGAUGCAGGGCUCACCCAGAAGAAAGAGGUGGUGGUGAGCUUGUCAGAGAAGAAGGCAGCCCCCGCAGGGAAGCAGCCCAACUUCAGCCAGACGCCCGGCGAUGUCAGUGUGGUGGAAGGCCAGCGGCUGCACCUGCAGUGCCAGGUGACCUCUGACCCCACUGCCACCAUCACCUGGUCUUUAGAUGGUAAAGUCAUCAAGCCGUCCAAAUUCAUCAUCUUAUCUCAGGAAGGAGGCAAGUGUUCGUUCACCGUAGACAAGGCCCUGCCAGAGGAUGCUGGCCGCUACACAUGUAAAGCAGAGAACGCAGCCGGGAAAGCUGAGUGCUCUUGCAAAGUCAUGGUCUCUGAACCCACAGAUGCCGCCUCGGGUGACAAGAAGUCUGCGCCCACAACAGAGAAUGAGGCCCUUAUAAAGAAGAAGCAAGCCCCCAAAUCUCCAACCAAACAGGGCUCCGGUCCUCAGAUCGUCCAGUUCCCAAGUGACCAGAAGAUCUUGGCUGGGAAGAAAGUGGACCUGGUGUGUAACUUCAUUGGGGCCACACCCAUCACCUGCACCUGGCUGAAGUUCAAAAAGCCGAUCCAGUCAGGAAGUGGCGGUAUCACCAUUGAGACCACAGAGAACAGCAGUCAGCUGACCAUCGCUGCGAGCGAGCAGGACCACAGCGGCAGCUACACUGUGGAGCUGCAGAACAAGUUUGGCACCAAGCAGGCCUCCCUCAACCUCGCCGUCGUAGACAAGCCUGAUCCUCCAGCUCGUGUCCCAGCUGCCAGUGACAUCCGUGAAUCCUCUCUCACCCUCUCAUGGUAUGGCCCUACGUACGAUGGCGGCAGCGUCGUGGAGUCGUACAACCUGGAGAUCUGGAACUCUGUGGACAACAAAUGGACAGAGCUGGCCUCCUGCAACAGCACCUCUUACUCCGUCCAGAACCUGCUCCCGGACAGGCAAUACAAGUUCCGUGUGCGGGCCGUCAACAUGUACGGAGUGGGGGAGCCAGGUGCAGAGUCUGUGCCUGUCACAGCUGGUGUGGAGAAGGUGAAAGAGACAAAGGGAGAAGAGGUUGAGGCUGCAGAUGAUGAUGGUGAGAAAGAACAGGACUACAGGGACGUGGUUGUGAAGAAAGACUGUAGCGUCAAAGAGUUGUACGAUGUGGAGGAGAGACUGGGAACGGGCAAAUUUGGACAGGUCUUUAAACUGGUGGAGAGGGCAACGAAAAAGGUGUGGGCCGGGAAAUUCAUCAAGUCCUUAUCUGUCACGGCGAAAGAUAAUGUUCGGAUGGAGAUCGACAUAAUGAACAGCCUCCAUCACCCAAAGCUGGUGCAGUGUGUGGAUGCCUUUGAGAGCAAGUCUGACAUGGUCAUGGUUUUGGAGUUAAUCUCUGGUGGUGAGCUGUUUGAUCGAAUCGUGGACGAGGACUUUGAGCUGAGUGAGAGAGAAGUGAUCAAAUACAUGCUGCAGAUCAUCGAGGGCGUGGCCUUCAUUCACAAGCAGGGCAUCGUCCACCUGGACCUCAAGCCAGAGAACAUCAUGUGCAUCAACAAGACAGGCAGCAAGAUCAAACUCAUUGACUUCGGCCUCGCCAGACGGCUAGAUAAUGCUGGUGGACUAAAGGUUUUGUUUGGAACUCCUGAGUUUGUGGCUCCUGAGGUGAUCAACUACGAGGAGAUUGGCUUCGCCACAGAUAUGUGGAGCAUCGGGGUCAUCUGCUACAUCCUGGUCAGCGGUCUGUCACCCUUCAUGGGCGACAACGACAACGAGACUCUGUCCAACGUCACCUCCGCCACCUGGGACUUCGAGGACGACACCUUUGACGAGAUCUCCGACGAGGCCAAAGACUUCAUCAGCAGUCUCCUGAAGAAGGCAAUGAAGGCUCGUCUCACCUGUGUACAAUGUCUGGAUCACAAAUGGCUGAAGCAGGAUACGGCUAAAAUGGAGGCCAAACAACUGUCCAAGGAAGCGCUGAAGAAGUACAUCUUGAGGCGCAAGUGGCAGAAAACAGGAAAUGCUGUGCGCGCCAUCUCCAGAUUCCACUCCAUGGGGAUGAUGGGUGGAGUCGGGCCAAAGAAAUCGCCCACUGACGAGGAUGCCCCAGCUUCAUUCCUGGAAACUCUGGAGGAUGAAUCCCGGCCUCCUGCCCCUCCCACCUUCAACAAUGUCAUCCGUGAUGUGGAGGUGGUGGAGGGCAGCGCUGCUCGCUUUGACUGCAAGAUAGAGGGGUAUCCUGAUCCGGAUGUGGUGUGGUACAAGGAUGACCAUCCCAUAAAGGAGACGCGUCACUUCCAGAUCGACUACGAGGAGGACGGGCACUGCAGUCUGGUUAUCUCUGAGGUCUGCCCCGACGACGAUGCCAAGUACACCUGCAAGGCGGUCAACAGCCUCGGAGAGGCCAGCUGCACUGCAGAACUCAUGGUGGAGUUUAUGCAGGAGGAAGUAGAGGAAGGAGAGGGAGGGGAAGAGGGAGAAGAGGAGGAGGAGGAGGAGGAAUAAAGAGAUGGAAGAAGAGAGGAAAAGAAGGAGACGAUGAGAAGUGGACACUAAAAGGAGCGAUGAUUUCCUCCUGCCUUAAAGCUCUAACUCUUACUGUGCUCUUACUACAAACACCAGCCCUCUUUAACUUUUGUGCACUUUUUCAUCUUUCUUACUCAAGAACACUGAUUGAUUGGUUGGUCAAUUGGUUGAUUGGUCAAGCUAAUCGUUUGGGUGACUGAUUGAUCAAUCAAUCAAAGUGUUUUUUUUUUGUUGGUUUUCUUUUUCCAAGACUAGACAUUCCUUUCUGUGCUUUUUGGUUUAAUAACUAGUAAUUCAUCUGUCUGUUGUUUAAGCCAUUCAAAACAAAUUAAACAUGCAUGCAUGCAUUUAGUAUAUAUUGUUAUGUAUUAAGAAGUAUGAGGAAUGAAAGAGAUAUAGUUAAAAAAAAUAACCUCUAAUAUUUGUCCAUUAUGCAUAAUUUUCAACAAUUUAAUCCAGUCCUGUCAUGUACCUUGUAACAAGUCUUUCAUCCUGUAUGGGAUGUCUCCUGUCACCCACUGUUGUUCUUUGCAUGUAAUAUUCAGGCGUAACCCACUUUCCUUGUCUACUGGUGAACAGCAGAUCCACUAUGAGAACGCCUAUACAAUAUUCAGAUACGAGCUUGGUGUUUGCACUGGGUGUGAACGUUAUCUAGAUGUGCCUGGAGACGUUGCUGUAUAAAAUAAUCAAAUGCUCGGAUAUGUUUGGUGUGAAUUGGCCGCGAGACCAGUCAGAACCGACAGUGAGAGUUUUGCUUGUUUUAUUGUAAUCCUUUAAUUAUGAAGUUGACAUAUUAGUUAGACAUAUUUGUGAUGUGCUGGAUUGUUUCACAGGAAAGCGAGCGUUGGGUUUUGCUAUUCUGCGUGAAUAUCACAAUCUGAUUUUUUUUUUUUUUUUUGCUUUUGCUUUUGCACUUGAGUCUGUUGAAUAUUGUUGUGUUACACUUAAAUGGUGCAGAAGCAUCCAUCCUCUGUUGAAUGUAAUCUUUGUAAUCUCUGUCCUCUGGUCCUCUUGUGUGUUAGUAGCACCAGGUCGGUUCCGUAGAGUAGAUUUGAAUUUGGCUGAGAGAAUCUCAUAGGAAUCCCAUAGGUGAGCAAAUUCAUGCUUUAGUCAUUUGUUUGUACAGGAUUGCUCAGUCAUGCUGAGUGCUCUCAUGUAGCCUAGCCUACUGUCUAAUUAUGAAAAAGUGAUAGAAAUUAUUUACUUAUUCAAUUAAACAUUAGGAGUAAGUGCCUUUGCUUAUUGCUAUUAAUAACUUCUAUAAUAACUUCUAAGGCCUGAAACUGUUGGGUCACAAACAAGUCCUUUGCAUGGCAUUUCUCUCACUGAAAAAGAACCUGUUAUUUUGUUUCAUAUUUAAGACUAACUGAAGCACUGCCCACUUGAAUAAACCUGAGUCUUUCUGA
Molecule: messenger RNA, 5465 nt
Organism: Clupea harengus (Atlantic herring)
Lineage: Eukaryota; Metazoa; Chordata; Actinopteri; Clupeiformes; Clupeidae
Gene: mylkb
Product: myosin light chain kinase b
Exons: 20
Coding region: 1-4038 (1345 amino acids)
Biological process (GO): protein phosphorylation
Molecular function (GO): protein kinase activity; protein binding; ATP binding
Source: RefSeq, a predicted model, not a curated record